AUGGCAAACCACCGCUUGAACCAGAUACAGAACCAUCUCGUGAGCUCGGAUAUAGAUCCCACUCGAGUUGACGGGCAUGUCAUUAUCAUCACUGGAGCUGCCCAAGGCAUUGGUCGGUCGGCCGCAAUACUUCUUGCUCAAAAGGGAGCUAAGGUCGCAAUCAACGAUCUUGACUCCAACAAGGCACAAGAAGUGGUUCAAGAAAUCCGAAAUCUAGGAGGCAUUGCUGAAGCCUUUCCGGGCAAUAUGCUGGAUGAGACCUUCCCAGCAAAAUUAGUGGCCGAUGUCUUAUCAAAAUGGGGCAAGAUCAAUUGCCUAAUUAACAACGCAGGGUUCUGUCACGAUAGCGCAAUACACAAGAUGGACGAUGCAAAGUUUGACGUGAUCUUGAAAAUCCACAAUUACGCACCAUUCCGUCUUCUUCGUGCCUUAUCGCCACACUGGAUGGACCCAUCUGUUCGCGAUAUGCCCAAGUGCAUCAUCAACGUUUCAUCAACAUCCGGUCUACACGGUGCAAUGGGGCAGAUCAACUAUGCUACUGCAAAAGCAGGCAUAGUUGGCCUCACCAAGACUGUCGCUGCUGAAUGGGGCCGAUACAAUGUUCGUGCCAAUGCCGUUGCUUAUGGGUGGAUUGAUACUCGUAUCACGCAGCCCCCGACUGAGUCUAAAGUACUGUCUCUUGAUGGACAAGAAAUCAAGGUUGGUAUUCCAAUAAAUGCUAAGAAGUGGCGGGAUGUUUCCGAUAUUCCGCUUUCGCGGCCUGGGACUGCGGAUGAGGCUGCGAGAGUUAUGCUUUUCUUGGCUAGUCCGCUUUCUUCUUAUGUUAGUGGAACAUGCGUUGAGUGUACUGGUGGGCGCUUUAUGUGA
This is a messenger RNA of Penicillium pulvis, 867 nucleotides long. Its product is annotated as SDR family NAD(P)-dependent oxidoreductase. The transcript is spliced from 4 exons. Bases 1 to 867 code for a protein of 288 amino acids. Gene Ontology annotation, molecular function: oxidoreductase activity, acting on the CH-OH group of donors, NAD or NADP as acceptor. Lineage: Eukaryota; Fungi; Ascomycota; Eurotiomycetes; Eurotiales; Aspergillaceae. The record is from RefSeq and is a predicted model, not a curated record.